GGUUUUCAGUUGCGCUCAUGUUAUAUUUUGUAUUUUAACAAAAUACGCUUAUAAAUUAUUGAUAGAAGUGUUGUGAACAUUGAUAGAGAAGCUAAAAAAAAUUAUUUUCGUGUGAAAAUGGAUGGGAGUGAAUUGAAAAAAGGAAAUUUACCAAAAAUUGUUGAGAAAUUCGAGUAUGAUGCAGCAGUUGGCGGUAAUACACGAGUAGAAAAUGAAAUAACAACUUUCAAUCAUUGUCAUCAACGGAUUAACGAAAUAAAGAGCCUAACAUCAGCCAUUGCCAAUCCGAAUAGUACAAAAUUGGUCUUCCAAAAAUUGCCAAAACAUAUGCGUCGACGAGCAAUGUCACAUCACCCGAAUCGUUUACCACGAAAAUAUCGAUUGGCACAUCGUGCACAGAUGAGCAAAAGCGGUGCACCGGCCCAGACAAAACGUCCAUCACGAAAAUAUCGACGCAAACCAUCGAAUAUUUUGGCAGCAUAUCAACGACGGCAAAGGGCAAAUAUUUGGCUAGAAACGCACAUUUGGCAUGCCAAACGUUUUCAUAUGGUAUCAAAAUGGGGUUACAAACUAGCCGAAUCAUCUUGUGAUAAAACAUUUCGAUCAUCAUAUCGGGCAACAAUGAAACAUUGUCUCAUCCAAGACAUUUCGUAUGUUGGCAACAUCGAAAUACGUGGGCCAUUAGAUGUGCUACGAAAUAAAUUUGAACGUAUGCGUGGCCGAACACCGGACUUGGGUCUAUGUGCAAAAGCUUAUGUUGGCGGUCAACGUGAAGGAACGAUUGAAUUAUUUUCCAUUGAUGCAUAUCCAUACGGUGCAUUGGGUCGAUUUCAAUUCAUUUGGAAACGUGAAAAUGACAAUGAUGCACUGCGUACGUUGUGGCUAUUUGCACAUCCAUCGGUAUAUCAAAAAUUAGUCGAUGAACUUUGUGAACUGUUUGAAUUAGAGCUGCAAGAUGACCUUGAAAAUGGUGUAAAGAAACACAUGAAUAAUACAAUCAAUGCGGAACUGUACGAAAUGAGGCAUCAAUUGAAUCGCUUUCGCUUAACUGGACCAUUGUCUCAUGCUGUUUUAACAGCAGCGUUUAAGCCAAAAAUUACAUCCACAUCGGAGGAGAAAACAUGGUUUGUCGAUUAUUUGAUGGAAGAGAAAAAUCGUAAGAUUCACCAAACACAAACGAAACACUGGAAUGAUUUAAAACAUAUUAAAUCUGCAAUUGAUUUACCACCCGGAAUGAUACUUGGUCUGAAUAUUGAAGACCCACGCAUAAAUCGUCCAAAGAAAAGAACCAAAGCACUUCCACUUAUUGAUUCGCCAAUGGAUGAUGGUGCCGACGUUUGUUGUACAAUACCAGAAUUCAAUGGAGACAGUGUAUUAUGGGAGCGCAAUAAAUGUGAACGUAUUCAAAAUGAGAAAGUUUCAACACAUGAAAUUUGCGUUCAACGAAAUAAAAAUAUUCUUGUACCGGGUGAACGAUGUGCUUUUGAGAAUAAAUUACAAGCGGUGCCUGUACUUUUAAUACAACGACCCGGUUCCAAGGAUCCAAAGAAUCUUGGCUAUGGCAAUGGCUACGAUGUGAUUGUACCACCUGGUUAUGGCAUUUCCACAUGGAUGUGUUUAAUAAUGUGGGGUGCAAAACCCGGUGCACUACGUGAAAUGGAAACCGUAGCUCGCGAAGCAUUAGAGGAUGAAUUUUUGCCCGACACCACAUCGUCUAUAGUUAAUUCAAAUUUAAUGGCGAAUGAACUACGUAAAAAAUAUUUUCGUAGUCCACCGAAUAAACGUCAAAAUUACCUGAAACUCUCAAUAGCUAGCCCGUUCAAAUGUCCAUGGAUGCAAUUAAUACAAGAAUGGUGCAAUACUUCAUCGCCAACCGAACCCAAAUACUAUGUAUUGCGUGACAAAAACAAGUUGAACAAAAUCAAUCAAUUUUUACUUGGAAAAGAACGAAAUCUGACCGAUAUCGAUGAAAAUUGUUUGAUUCCAGUUUCACUUGCGAUGAAUGGUCGUGGUAAUGCGAAAAAAUUCUCUAUUAUUUGUUUACCAAAGAAACAGGAUAUUCGAAACAAUGAAAAAAAUCGAAAUGAAUUUAUAAAUCGACCAGUACUGUCUGAACCGGUGGCCAUUGACGUAAAUGAAACCCAACGGAAACUCUUACGAUUGAAUCAUUUAAAAAUGCUAAAACGUUUGCGACGUCGACGAGUUCGUGUUAAACGCAAACAACAGGAGUUUGUAGAUCGUAAAGUAAUUAUUGCGCCGUCACAUACAACAAAGCAAACAAAAUUACAAUACGAUCGAAUGUGUGAACUAUGGUUACCAUCAGCGCCUAAAGCGAUUCGUAAACAAUGCACACGUGACGUCUUUGGCUAUUUGACACAAUGUCAAUUUAUGUUCCAUGAAGCAAAAGUAUCAGGUGUGGGCUAUGUUACGGUAAAUGGCAUUCGCGAAUUGGCCAAGUUAGGUGUGAAUCAGAAACGAAAAUUAAAUCAAGUAUUAGUUCGAGAUCCGAAUAGCUCAAUUUAUCGCUUUGCAACACUAUCCAUUCGUUAUCACUGACAGUUUACAUAUGCUAAUUAAUGAUUUUUAUAAUAAAAUUUUCACAAAAACGAAA
Messenger RNA from Contarinia nasturtii (swede midge), 2611 nucleotides. It is a transcript of the gene Pop1, whose product is annotated as ribonucleases P/MRP protein subunit POP1. The transcript is spliced from 2 exons. Gene Ontology annotation, cellular component: ribonuclease MRP complex; nucleolar ribonuclease P complex. The record is from RefSeq and is a predicted model, not a curated record. Bases 118 to 2556 code for a protein of 812 amino acids. Lineage: Eukaryota; Metazoa; Arthropoda; Insecta; Diptera; Cecidomyiidae. Gene Ontology annotation, biological process: tRNA 5'-leader removal.